CACUAUUCUUAUUUUCUAGUUAUCUCAGCUGAGUGAUCUGACAGCGCUAGACAGCUUCUCCCCAAUCGCUCUGAGCAGCCGGGGAGAGGCGAAGGGCAAAGGAACUGCAGUCAUGGAGCAGUUGUAGGGAUAACAGGCAAGCCUCUCCUGUCGGAAGAAAUCAAGAAACCACAGCUUCAUGACCGAUAACGCAAUACCCAAAGUGUCAACGAGAAACGCAAGACUACCGAUCAUGCAGUUCAAAUACAGAAGAAUCUAAUCAUCUAUUCAAACGAAAGGGUUCUCCGCGAUCCUUCAAGAUUGGACCCGCUCGAAGCCGUCUCAUCCCCUUCGUCGUUCGUCGUAGGAUUAGCUGGCCAAGGUUGAUCCAUCACCAACAUCCACAGUAUGUCGGUGGAGGAGCAGCGCUAUUCUGAAACGAUGCUCGUGCUAGAGGCCGAACCGGAGUGUCUGCGAGCCGAGGUAGAGCGCCUUUCCCGGGAGCUGAGUGAGACCACCCACGAGAAGAUCCAGGCGGCGGAGUACGGGCUGGCGGUGCUGGAGGAGAAGCAGCAGCUUAAACAGCAGUAUGACGACCUGGAGAUCGAAUACGAGACCGUGCGCCAGGAACUGGACAUGCUCAAAGAGGCGUUUGGACAAGCCUACUCCAACCAUAAGAAGGUGGCUGCAGACGGGGAGAGCAGGGAGGAGUCUCUGAUCCAGGAGGCGGUGUGUAAGGAGGCCUAUUACGAGCAGCGGGUCCUGGAGCUGCAGACGGAGCUCCGCCAGGCCCGUAAUGUCCUCACCAACACCCAGUCAGAGAACGAACGCCUGGCCUCCAUCGCCCAGGAGAUGAGAGAGAACAGCCAAGUGGUGGAGCUGCAACGGACCAGUCUGCGGGAUGAUAUCAAGGAGUACAAGUUCCGGGAGGCACGUCUGCUGCAGGACUACACGGAGCUGGAGGAGGAGAACAUCUCCCUGCAGAAACAGGUCUCCAUGCUCAAACAGACCCAGGUGGAGUUUGAGGGUCUGAAGCAUGAGAUUCGUCGCCUGGAGGAGGAUACCCAGUUCCUGAACAGCCAAUUGGAGGACGCCAUCCGCCUGAAGGAGAUUGCAGAGCGACAGCUAGGGGAAGCGCUGGAGACCAUCAAGACUGAGCGCGAGCACAAGGCCGCCCUGAGGAAAGAGCUCUCCCACUACAUGAGCAUAGGAGACUCUAUGUACCACAGCCCCCUCAGCAUCUCUCUGGGUGGGCUCAAGUUCAGCGACGACGCCGCCACGGAGCCCAACAACGACGACGCUCUCCGCGGUUACGAGAACGGCUUCAGCAAGCUGGCCAACGCCAUCGCUGAGGACAACCGUGCGUUCGCGCACAAGAAGGGCGACCUGUUCCGUCCCGUCCCCGGCCUGGUCGACGACCUGCUGAGCGAACUGAACAUCUCCGAGAUCCAGAAACUCAAACAGCAGCUGCUGCAGAUGGAGCGUGAGAAGGUGUCUCUGAUGUCCACGCUGCAGGACUCUCAGAAGCAGCUGGAGCAGGCCCACGGGGCCCUGGAGGAGCACCAGGAGAAGGUCAGCCGCCUCAGCGAGAACCUCAAUGCCAUCCGGAGGCUCCAGGCCAGCAAGGAGCGCCAGUCAGCCCUGGACAACGAGAAAGAACGCGACAGCAACGACGACGGAGACUACUACGAGGUGGACAUCAACGGACCCGAGAUCCUGGAGUGCAAGUACAAGGUUGCAGUGUCGGAGGCAGGUGAGCUAAAGGAGGAGCUGAAGACCCUGAAGGCAGAGUACCAGUCCUGUCAGUCACGCUACGAGGAGGAGCGAGGACGUCUGGCGUCUGAUGUCACGGCCCUGGGAGAGAAGCUGUCCUCCCUGGAGAAGACCAGCCGCGUGGAGAGAGAGGAGAAGGCCAUCCUGACGAAGGAGCUCCGCAAGGUGAGUGACGUGGCGGGCGAGUCCCAGGGCAGCCUGAACGUGGCGCAGGACGAGCUGGUCACCUUCAGCGAGGAGCUGGCCACCCUCUACAACCACGUGUGCAUGUGCAACAACGAAACUCCCAACCGCGUCAUGCUCGACUUCUACAAGCAGGGCAAGGGCGGGCGCACGAGUCCCGAAGGUCGCGGCCGCCGCUCCCCCAUCCUGCUCACCAAGGGCCUGUUCCCCGUCCCCGAUGCUGCCGACAGUGCCUUGUCCCCUGUCUCCUCUUCCCCCUCGCCCCGGGAGCCGAUGAACGUGUACAACCUGGUGGCCAUCAUCCGGGACCAGAUCAAGCACCUGCAGCUGGCGGUGGACCGCACCACAGAGCUGUCCCGUCAGAGGGUGGCGUCUCUGGAGCUCGGCGCCGUGGCCGACAAGGACAUGGAGGCCUGCAUGGAGGAGAUCCUCAAACUCAAGUCCCUGCUCAGCACCAAGAGGGAGCAGAUCGCUACACUGAGGACCGUGCUCAAAGCCAACAAGCAGACGGCUGAGGUGGCGCUGGCCAACCUGAAGAGUAAGUAUGAGAACGAGAAGGCCAUGGUGACGGAGACCAUGAUGAAGCUGAGGAACGAGCUGAAGGCCCUGAAGGAGGAUGCCGCUACCUUCUCUUCACUUCGAGCUAUGUUCGCCACACGCUGUGACGAGUAUGUGACUCAGCUGGAUGAGAUGCAGAGACAGCUGUCUGCGGCAGAGGAUGAGAAGAAGACCCUGAAUUCCCUCCUCCGUAUGGCCAUCCAGCAGAAGCUAGCCCUGACCCAGCGCUUGGAGGACCUGGAGUUUGACACCGAGCAGACCCGCCGCGGGGGCAAACCUAAAGGCAGGGCCGCCAACGGCAGAACCACCAACGGCCAGACCAACACCGCCAACAUCCCCUACGUGAGUCACGGGCUCACCUGCGCCGGCAUCGGUCGCGCCAGUGAGCCCAACAUCAUGCCCAACGGCAUCCUGGGAGGCCCAGUGGUCUUCUGCAGCGAGAAGUACAAGAUCUACUGCGACUGAAGUGGCUGCGUUGUCAGCACGGGACCGCUGUGUACAGGGGGGAGGAGCCCGAGGUCCUCCCCUGACUUAGUGUUAAAGAGCCCUACUACGCUCGCUUAGCUCCCUGCCUGCUCAGCCUGCAGCCUCAUAGAGCCUGGUGUAUGUCUAACCUAUAGUACAUACUUAUGCCUGUGGCCACGUAUGGCCACUCACGCCUGCUAGUGUAAACGCUUAGGGGAAUGCAGAUGUGUAUGUACUGUACCGUACAGUACAGUGUGCCCUAGAAGUUUGGGAUUGUAGUAGACAUAAUGUAUGGCAUGUGGAUAUGGCCUCAACUGGCCGCCGUUGGGCUUCUGUGGAUAUUCUGGGGUGUCUCUUCUUUCCGCCGUCAUGGUGCUGUACUUAUGAUGAUGUAAAAGGUGGCAGCUUUUGUGCUUAGUGUGUUCUGACCCCCCUGAGUGCGUUGCCUGGUAACCGUGUUGCCUGGUAACCAACCAUGCAUUUGGGGGGUGGGAACUUGUGAAGAGGGUGUCACUUUUAGGGUCAUGUGACAGAAGUUGACGUCCUCUCCUCGUUUUGCUUGCCUGUUGGCGUUGGUGCUCCUUCGAUAAAGCCCCCGCUCCUCUUCCACCUCUCUCUCCUGGCCCCCCAGGACUGAGCCAGCCCCAGCAACUCACUGACCAAUCAGGUUGCUCAUUAAUGUUUACAUAAACAAAUGAAACAAAACAAUAUGCAAACUCCCCCUGCUGUUGCUAGGGAGCCCAGUGUGAUUUGCUGGAUUUUUCUAACUGAAAUUCCAAAUUCUCAAAGCGGGUUGGCUGAUAAAUAAUGAUGUCGGAGUUUGGGCGGUAAAAGGAGCACCUAAGACCACAGGUGUUUAAUUUCAAGAUCCUUUAAGCUGUACACCGACGCGGUAGUCAGGCAGUCCAAUCGCAUGGCUUUGCAGCUGGAAAUGCUUCUGAGCUUCCUAACAGUUUUUCUCUGUAAACAGGUGUGUCACAGCACAUGCCCACCUGCUACAGGGCUCUACAUUUGAACCAGAGCAGUUAUUUAACGUCUGCAGAAACAAACUGAGGGCUAUUCCAUGUGACCCAGUAUAUGUCAUAUUGGUGGAUUCUCGCCGAGCCAUAUUACUAUUAAGAACGCAAGAAAAUGAUCAAAUAACUGUGAACAGAUACAAUAUAGUUUUGAUUGAUGGUGAUUUUUUGUAAUGACAGAAAAAGAUCCUAAAAGAGCACAAAAAACCAAUGGCACCCAGAUCCGGAUCAUAAUUCUACAAACAAAACCGACUAAUAUCCCUCGGCAAAGUGCCUGUCGAGCCAAACACUUGAAAUCAACUACAUCUAUCUAUCUAUCGAUGUAAAGCCCUGUCUUUGUGUCUGUCGGCCUAAUGCUGAACUCUCUUCCUCUCUCUCUCUCCGUCGCUUCUCUCUUUCUCGUUUGGGAGGCCCUUUCGAGCUCGCAAACGAACCGUGUGCGGUAAAACCCCGUCCUCCUCGUGUCUCAAACCUGUGGUUCGUCGCGUUGUUGUCAUGACAACCCCUCUCUCUCUUUUAGAUCGUCAGCAGCUUGCUCGCCCUGCAACACCACUCUCCCUUUAAGUAGAGAGGGGGAUUGUGGGGGGAAAACCCCUGAAUAUUGUCAGAUAACGUCCUUGCGCACGUGUGUCCCGGAACCCUGCCUGUGUGUGUGUGUGAUCUCAGCUCCGACACUGAGGUGAAAGACCCUUGUGUGUAUGUUGUUUCCUCCAAAUAUUGCAAAUAGAUUCAUUUCUGAGAUGCUGUGUGGAUGUGAGAGGACAGCAAAUGUACUGUCUUUAUUAUCCCCAAAAAAGCUUUAACCCGUGCAAUCUAGUGCCAGGCAGAUUAAAAAAACGGAUGCGGGGGCCCGUGUUAGAUAAAUCCAUGUAAUGCAUACACGUCGUUAGCUUUAUGAUGCUGAAAGCAGGGUUGAUGCGAAGAGAUUCUUGAAGAUUCACUCAAUUAUGCUUUUUCUACCAGUAACCUAUAUAAAACUAUAUAUUCUUAAUGAGACGAUCGUAAUCAGGUUCUAAUCUUCUGGGAUACUCCUAGGCCACCUCUCUCGGAUAUAGAGAGGGAGAGCUUUGGUUCCUCCGAACGAGGGACGUCCUCAACCCUGCUUGAGUUGAGUAUGUGCUGCGCUGCCCUACGAGGCCUUUAGUCACACCACACAGUAUGGAGACGAGGCUAUCGCUCACGUCAGAGGAAAAACCUCCACGGGAGGGGAAAUCACUAUUCUGUUCUUGUUCCACUUAUAGCGUGAUAGAAUCACACUUUGUUUGUAUCAGUUUGCUCUGGGAGUAGAGAGUGGGAGAGGAGAGAGAAGUAAUACUGGUGUUUAAAAGCGCCCGCGGCUGGAGAGCUGCGAAAGACGAGCUCUCUCAGCCGAUUCCGAACAUGAUUUUGAUACUGUGUUUGGGGAAAUGAGUCCCGGGGUUUUCUGAGGGAGAUGCUCUAAAAUUACAAAUGUAUUUACAUUAGGUUUUUGUUGGACUACUUUGUCUCUAAAUGUGGUAUUUUACCAGUGGACAUUGAUUCAAAUUUAGUUGACCCUCUAUUCCUGUUCCCUUGUGUAGGCUCUAUAGACUCACUGAAUAAUCUAUAUAUUUAAUAAUCCAGGAUGUGAUUGUGGCUAAGAGAGACCCUCCCUUGGUCUCUUGGUUUAGUUUGAAAUCAAUGUCUGUUUAUCUGGUGUCGUCAAUAGAAUGCCACCAGAAUAAGCUCCUCCUACCUCUGCCUUUAGGCUCCGCCCACUUCACCUUUGAGUUCUCUCGCGCGCUCUUCGUCUGAUUCCUGAUUGGUGGAACGCCUGCAUGCUAACAAACCCACCCCAUUCUCAUUAACCUGCAUGCCAUUAAGGAAAGCCCCUCCUUUAACUGACUUGGUUCUGGGGUGUGGAUUCAACUCUUGGGGCCUCAUCAUGUGUUUUGGAGGUGUCAAAGGUCAUGGUACUUGUGAGGUCAUUUAGCUUCUUGCACUCACUGGUCUUCCUCGUGCAGUGGUGCUUUUAUUUCAGCUCCUCUGAGACAUGUUGACACAAUGUUGAUAUGACAGUCGGCUUCAGGACAACUUAUCCCAGUUUGCACCAACCGGUAGUUAGUAGCUACUGUAACUAACUGGGCCUUCGGUGUACAUCGUUUUACUCUUCCUUAUUUAGUGUUUUUGCUUGGAAUGGAAUUAUUUCUGAGGAAGUUAACAUCUCUCUAAAAUGUACCAGUAAUGCACAUUUGAUGUUUUCUUUGUUUCUCCGUUUUGCAGUAAUUUAAUUCUGCCCGGAGGAGGAUCCUCCGACACAGGAUCCUCUCACAAUGCCGACGUCACAUUCAUUGUGCAGAAAACAGAUAGCCCUAUAGGCCAAGAUUAUGAAACCCACUUCAAGACUAAAAAAGAUCAAAUGAAAUCUCUGAUAUGAAAAUCCAAUAUUCCUCCCGGUUGCCCUUUCACUCGCUAUAUAGCAUGACCUCGAUGUCCUAUGCAUGGGAAUGAACAGGCAUUUCACAUUUCCCAGCGCCGCUGCCCGAUGCUCACAAGUACUGUGAACUCUGCCCUCCUCAUGAAAUGAUGAUCAGAGUUUGUGAUUGGCGGAGUUAUCCCUCCAAUGAGAAGCCAGGGGAACCAUGGUCUUUUCUCAGUGUAAAUCAACCAAUUUUUUUGUCUGGUUUGAUCUUUUUUGUUUAAGUUUAUUUGUUUUCUUUAACCUGUGCACUUUUAUUAUCGGAUUAUCUAACUUUAUAUUAUUAACCUAGGAAAGGUUUGUAGUGCUAUGGGUUUGUGACUUAUUUAGUCAAGUAUACACAUAUAUUCAUAGGAAUAUAUUUCCUCCUGUAUAUUGUCUCUUUGUACCAUCUACAGAGACCAUUUACUCUCCUCAAAGUCUCACCGCAAACCAGAGUCCAUCUGUUGUUGUUGUGCGUCUGAGAAUUGAUCCAUCCUUCUAUUGUUACGUCUCAUCAUAUUACUUUAUUAUGCUGUUGGUUUGAUUUUAUGUAUGUUCUACUGCCAUGUUCUAAACAAAAUCCAGGGUGAGCUAAUUCUGGGGUUUUCAUGUAUUUAUUAUUCCUAGGAAUAGUUCAAAGAUAACGCGCAGAAACUUGACGACGCUCUGACGCAAAAAAUGGUAAGAAGUUCUUGUGGGGGGAAAAAAUGGAGUGACAAAAUGAUUUUGUUUUUUUCCCCAUCUUCUUACCAGGGGUGUCACACUGAUAAGGGAUCACUGGCUCACAUAAUUCUCUGCAAGUGCAACGAUUAAAUUCCAAAUUGGAAUUGUUUAAUUCUCUCUUUGUUUAUCGUGCCAGAUCUUGGUACACCGUUUAGGUUUGAAAAAGAAUCAAGAAUCAGAGAGACAAGCCGUACGUCAGUGAGAAAGGUGAGGUUUGGGGCUGUGGCGUUCUGCUGGAGCGCUACCCGGGUUUUUGCUUUGGGUUUGUUUUGUUCUUCAUUCUGACCAGUAGUGCCUUUCAUUGUUUCCAGGGAGAAUUGUAGACUAGUACUUUGUGUUCAUUUUUUUUAGGGGAGGACUUUGGGUUGAAUGACUUUGUGAGCAGCAAUAAAUGUAAAGAGGAGUCGCUCUUUUUGCAGGAGUGAGAUGAUCGUUUUGAAAUUAGCUCAAUUCAACUGAUAUUGUAUUGAAUUCUGCAGGUCAGUGAUCCCAACAGCAAAUUCAGGGGUAUUGAGAAAAGGUAGUUUUUUUUAAAUCAAACUUUGGGAACCAAAAGAAAUCCCUUUGGCCUCAUUUUGAACAAAAUGUUCCAAACACCACUAUGUGUUUGGGCAGAUCAGUGUUCUAUUGGAAACAUCAACACGAUCUCUAGCUUUGUAUGGUGAAGGUAAUGUAAUAUCUAUAGUAUUGUUGGCAAAUGUGCAGAGAGCGCAUUUUCUCUUUUUAUUUUUUAUUUUUUAUUGUUGAAUCUUUUUUUACAUCAUAUAUUAUAUUAAAGUGUUGUGAUUUCAGGAAAUAGAAAACAGAUUUUGCAUCAACAAGCUUGAAUAGUGCCAUCAUAGCCAAUGCUUGUUUGUUGAGGCGUAAAAAAGUUAUCAAUACGGUUGAGAAGCUAAAAAUACGGAGAAAAUAAAGUGCAAUUUAAAUGCUGUUUUACAAGGAAAAAUAAAAGUUUUCUGUUUGCUGGAAGCGAUAGCAUUGUGAUAAUACACUAGCCGUGCAAACUUUAUAUUGUCAUAUUGUGUUUCAGUAUUGAUCCAUAUUGAGUUUGAUACCUUUAUAUGAAAUAACGACUUAAUCUGUAUGUUGGUAUUUAUUUGCAUUGUCAUGCAGUACUGUAUUCUUAUCAAUAAUGUGCAUUAUAAUUAGUGGCAUAUUGAUUACAACUUAUUGUCAUAUGCAUGUUUUUCAGUCAUGGGAACCUUUACACAGAAUCGAAAACAAACCUAUAACUUUGGAGAUGCUGAAAAAGUGAAAAAAUAAAAUGAUGAAAAAAUGAGUUUAGUCUAAUGUAUUACUGCUGAGCUAAUCCUAUGAAAGUGUUAUUUUGUUUUCCUAUAGAGAGGUCUUAUGUCUGUGUAAAGGUAGUCAUGCUGGUUAAAAUCAAUAAAUGUGACUAAAAAAGACAAA
Messenger RNA from Salvelinus fontinalis (brook trout), 8526 nucleotides. Its product is annotated as protein bicaudal D homolog 2-like. Gene Ontology annotation, biological process: regulation of microtubule cytoskeleton organization; microtubule anchoring at microtubule organizing center; protein localization to organelle. Gene Ontology annotation, cellular component: cytosol; Golgi apparatus. The record is from RefSeq and is a predicted model, not a curated record. Lineage: Eukaryota; Metazoa; Chordata; Actinopteri; Salmoniformes; Salmonidae. Bases 388 to 2958 code for a protein of 856 amino acids. The transcript is spliced from 10 exons. Gene Ontology annotation, molecular function: cytoskeletal adaptor activity; dynein complex binding; dynactin binding.